Messenger RNA from Puccinia graminis f. sp. tritici CRL 75-36-700-3, 626 nucleotides. RefSeq lists its product as uncharacterized. Bases 115 to 438 code for a protein of 107 amino acids. The record is from RefSeq and is a predicted model, not a curated record. Gene Ontology annotation, molecular function: pyruvate transmembrane transporter activity. Gene Ontology annotation, cellular component: mitochondrial inner membrane. Gene Ontology annotation, biological process: pyruvate import into mitochondria. The transcript is spliced from 6 exons. Lineage: Eukaryota; Fungi; Basidiomycota; Pucciniomycetes; Pucciniales; Pucciniaceae.
CGAACUUCCCACAACACCAGCGAGCAAGAUUCGUGCUCUGCAGUCCGGUUUACCCCAAUCAAAGGCAUCUUCAACUUUGUAUCCUCAUUCCAUCUGGCAGCUCCACACUCAAAGAUGGCUACCGCACCCGUCCAAAGCAAGCUCACAAGCUUCUUGAACCAUCCUGCUGGACCAAAAACCAUCUUCUUUUGGGCUCCGAUGUUCAAAUGGGGCCUUGUUAUUGCUGGUGUCAAAGACCUGAGUAGGCCAGCUGAGAAGCUCUCGUUAUCUCAAAACAUCGCUUUAUCGGCGACCGGAUUGAUUUGGAUCAGAUACUCAUUUGUGAUAACUCCGAUCAACUACUCGUUAGCUAGUGUUAACACCUUCGUCGCGGCUACUGGUCUGGCACAACUGUAUCGGAUUUGGGAUUAUCGCAAGAGUAAUCCAGCAACCGCAUAAAGCGCACCCUCAGAACCGUCUGUUCAUCUGACACCAUCCGUUUCUGAACUCUUCCAUCUAUUUCUUAAUUGUGUCCUUUGAUCAAGUCCUCCGGCUCUCUCGAUCCUCCCGUUCCUCAAAAUCACAUCACAAAAAUGCCAGCCGAUGGAACCACAUCACAUUUUCGCUACAGUCCAGUCAGCUAAAUG